Messenger RNA from Alternaria arbusti, 432 nucleotides. RefSeq lists its product as uncharacterized. Lineage: Eukaryota; Fungi; Ascomycota; Dothideomycetes; Pleosporales; Pleosporaceae. The record is from RefSeq and is a predicted model, not a curated record. The transcript is spliced from 3 exons. Bases 1 to 432 code for a protein of 143 amino acids.
AUGGUUACCUCUACAGCCGCCGACUCUCAGUGCAUCCACGUCAUGGUCGCCGACCACAUUCUCAGGUUUAUGGCUGGUCUCGGUAUCUAUGCCUUUCUCGCCGUCGACGCCUUCUUCAACAUGACCGGCGAGAACAAGUACCCAGCAGUGUUGGCGUGGCUAGUCCUCAUUCCGGUCUGUCUGUUUAUCCUCACAUGCACUGUCAGCGACCACGUAAACGCGAUCUCCAAGAAGUAUAAACUCAACGAUGUCAUCGUCACCGGGCUUCAAUACAUGCUCGGUUGCAUCCACCUACUGGUAUUUAUAUCGAUGUGUGCGGCGCUUCGAUUAGCAAUCCCGACAGGCUACCUACUGGUCUGGUCUUCCUUCUUUCUGCUACCGGCCUGUGGCUUCCUCUUUGCCGUCGCCAUCGAGUCUGCGUUCGGAAACUGA